Molecule: messenger RNA, 3744 nt
Organism: Diceros bicornis minor
Lineage: Eukaryota; Metazoa; Chordata; Mammalia; Perissodactyla; Rhinocerotidae
Gene: MAP6
Product: microtubule associated protein 6
Exons: 4
Coding region: 538-3612 (1024 amino acids)
Biological process (GO): cytoskeleton-dependent intracellular transport; microtubule cytoskeleton organization; regulation of microtubule cytoskeleton organization
Cellular component (GO): Golgi-associated vesicle; dendrite; cis-Golgi network
Molecular function (GO): calmodulin binding; microtubule binding
Source: RefSeq, a predicted model, not a curated record
CCGUCUCCGCUGGAGGUGAUCGCCUCCAAGCCCUGCUAGGUGGCCGGCUGCGACGGGACGCCAGCGGGAAGGAGAAUAGAGCUUCGUCCACGGACUCUGCGGCCACACUGCCUGGCCCUGCCUCUGCGCCAUGGCUUAAGCCCGCAGCCACCUCGCCUCGCGUCGCCUCGCUCGGCCGGGGUCUGCGCGCCGCCGCAGCCGCAGAGAGGGGCGCGUCCCAGACGCCCUCGCCUGGGGACUUGGAGACGCGGUGUCUCUUACCCUUCGGUGCCCACAGCAGACUGCGCUCCCAAGACCUUCGCAGGCGGCUCCCGGAGGCAUUUGCAGCCGGUAAUUGAGGGACUUAAUAGACUUUAUUUAGUGAUAGCUUUCCCGGCCCGACCUUCCCUGUGCUCUCUGAGGGAGGAAGGCGAGGUAGCUCAGGCCACCAAAGUGAAAACGGUGGGAAACAGAUUGGCUGGUCGAGGGCCAGGGGACUGAAGGAAGAUUAGAGACUUGCUUUAGAACCACAGAAAGAAAGAGCUAGCAGCUAGCAUCAUGGCGUGGCCGUGCAUCACACGGGCCUGCUGUAUUGCUCGCUUCUGGAACCAGCUGGAUAAGGCAGACAUCGCCGUGCCGCUGGUUUUCACCAAGUACUCGGAGGCCACCGAGCACCCGGGGGCCCCGCCGCAGCCGCCACCGCCGCAACAGCAGCCGGCACAGCCGGCGCACGCGCCCCCCUCGGCGCGCGCGGUCGCCAUAGAGACGCAGCCGGCCCAGGGCGAGUUGGAUGCAGUUGCCCGGGCAACAGGGCCGGCGCCUGGGCCUAGCGGGGAACGUGAGGCGGCGGCCGCCCCAGGCCGGAGCGUGCCGGGCCUGGGCCCGGGCUCUGGCUCCACGUCCGGCGCGGGUCCCGCGGACUCGGUGAUGCGGCAGGACUACCGCGCCUGGAAGGUGCAGCGGCCCGAGCCGAGCUGCCGGCCGCGCAGCGAGUACCAGCCUUCCGACGCGCCCUUCGAGCGCGAGACCCAGUACCAGAAGGACUUCCGCGCCUGGCCGCUGCCGCGCCGCGGGGACCACCCGUGGAUCCCUAAGCCCGUGCAGAUCGCCACGUCCUCCCAGGCGUCGGCGCCCAUUCUCGGGGCGCCCAAGCGCCGGCCGCAGAGCCAGGAGCGCUGGCCGGUGCAGGGCCCCGCUGAGGCCCUGGAGCAGGAGGCGGCCCCUGGAGGAGCAGGUGGCCUUGCGGCCGGAAAGGCUUCCGGUGCGGAGGAGCGCGACACACGCAGGAAGCCCGGGCCCGCCUGGAUGCUGCGUCGCGCCGAGGGGCUGGGACUCGAGCAGUCGCCGCUGCCCGCAGCCCAGGCCCAAGUCCAGGCCGCAGGCCCCGAGGGUGGCAAGGGGCGUGCAGUGGCGGACGCCCUCAACAGGCAGAUCCGCGAGGAGGUGGCGAGUGCAGUGAGCAGCUCCUACAGGAAUGAGUUCAGAGCAUGGACGGACAUCAAGCCUGUGAAACCGAUAAAAGCCAAGCCCCAGUACAAGCCCCCAGAUGACAAGAUGGCUCAUGAGACUAGCUACAGCGCCCAGUUCAAAGGGGAGGCCAAUAAGCCAACAUCAGCUGACAAUAAGGUCAUUGAUCGCAGAAGAAUACGCAGCCUCUACAGUGAACCUUUCAAGGAACCCCCGAAGGUGGAGAAACCUAGUGUUCAGAGUUCCAAACCAAAAAAGGCCUCAGCGAGCCGCAAGCCCCCGAGGAAGGCCAAAGACAAGCAGGCGGCGUCAGGCCGGGCCUCCAAGAAAAAGAGCGCGGAGGGCGCCAGCGCCGCCCCGCCCGAUGGCCAGGAGCACAGGACAGAGAUGAACAAUAAGCUGGCUGAGGCGAAAGAGAGCCUGGUUGAACCUGCCAGUGAUUCACGUAAGAAUCAAGGUCCCAUAGCCACAGAGCCAGACAAGGAUCAAGGGCCCGUGGGCCUGGGGCCUCUGAAAGAUCAAGGUCCUGUGAUCCAAGAGUCUCCGAAGGAUCAAGUUCCUGUGGUCCCAGGGCCUCUGAAGGAUCAAGCUCCUGUGGUCCCAGGGCCUCUGAAGGAUCAAGCUCCUGUGGUCCCAGGGCCUCUGAAGGAUCAAGCUCCUGUGGUCCCAGAGCCAAUGAAGGAUCAAGCUCCUGUGGUCCCAGAGCCAAUGAAGGGUCAAGCUCCUGUGGUCCCACAGCCAAUGAAGGAUCAAGCUCCUGUGGUCCCAGGGCCUCUGAUGGAUCAAGCUCCUGUGGUCCCAGAGCCUCUGAAGGAUCAAGCUCCUGUCAUCCCAGAGCCUCUGAAGGAUCAAGCUCCUGUGGUCCCACAGCCAAUGAAGGAUCAAGCUCCUGUGGUCCCAGAGCCAAUGAAGGAUCAAGCUCCUGUGGUCCCAGAGCCAAUGAAGGAUCAAGCUCCUGUGGUCCCAGAGCCAAUGAAGGAUCAAGCUCCUGUGGUCCCAGGGCCUCUGAUGGAUCAAGCUCCUGUGGUCCCAGAGCCAAUGAAGGAUCAAGCUCCUGUGGUCCCAGAGCCAAUGAAGGAUCAAGCUCCUGUGGUCCCACAGCCAACGAAGGAUCAAGCUCCUGUGGUCCCAGGGCCUCUGAUGGAUCAAGCUCCUGUGGUCCCAGAGCCAAUGAAGGAUCAAGCUCCUGUGGUCCCAGAGCCAAUGAAGGAUCAAGCUCCUGUGGUCCCAGAGCCAAUGAAGGAUCAAGCUCCUGUGGUCCCAGAGCCAAUGAAGGAUCAAGCUCCUGUGGUCCCAGGGCCUCUGAAGGAUCAAGCUCCUGUGGUUCCAGGGCCUCUGAAGGAUCUAGGUCCCAUGGUCCCUGCACCAGUUAAGGAUCAAGAUCACGUGGUCCCUGACCCUUUACAGAAUGAAGGUUCUGUGAUCUCAGCACCAGUCAAGGACCAAGGUUCUUUGGUCCCAGUGCCUCUAAAAGAUCAAAGUCCUAUGUUUCCAGCAAGAGUUGAGGAUCCAGGUUCCAUGGUACCAGAGCCUCUGAGGGAUCAAGGUCCUGUGGUCCCAGAACCUGCCAAAGAUCAAGGCCCCACGGUCCCUAAGCCUGUGGAUCAAGGUCCUGAGGUCCCAGCACCUGUCAAAGAUCAAGGUCCUUUGGUCCCAGAGCAUCUGAAGGAUCAAAGUGCCAUGAUCAGAGCACCUAUAAAAAGUGAAGGUCCUGUGGUCUCUGAGCCUGUGAAAAGUCAAGGUUUAGUGGUCCCAGAGCCAGUCAAGGAUCAAGGUGGGGUGGUCCCAGAGCUUCUGAAGGAUCAUGAUUCUGUGGUUGUGGCACCUGUAAGGAGUCAAGGUCCUGUGGUCCCAGCCCUAGUCAAGGAACAAGGCCCUGUAGUCCCAGAACCUCCAAAGAGUCAAGGUCCUGUGGUCCCAGCACUAGUCAAGGAUCAAGGUCCUGUUGCCCCUGAGCCUGUGAAGAAUCAAGUUCCUACAAUCCCGGUGCCUCUGAAAGAUGAUGAUCCUCUGGUGCCACCACCAGCAAAGGACCAAGGUCCUGUGGUCCCUGAACAUCUGAAGACUCAAGGUCCCAGGGGCCCUCAGCUGCUCACUGUCUCACCUCCACCCCCAAUCGUGAUCCCAACUGUCCCCCAUGCGGAAUAUAUUGAGGGUUCCCCUUGAUGCUCACCCCUUGACGUGCCGAGGAAGGAGCUGGCAGGGAAAGUGCUACCUCCUGGGGCAACAAAGACACAUAUUUAAUUUGCAUGAAACACGUACCGUAUAGUCUCGCUGGAAUCUAAUAAAUCUGGUCCC